GCGUGAGAGUAGGAGCGAGAUGGAACAAAAGCAUUCCGCGCCGAUCCUAAAGCCGAUGGAUCUAUCCAGUUUGCUUUAGCUAUAGCCGGUGCGAGUUGUGUAUCGCGUUUUUGUAAGUGAUGUAAACAAAACAGUGUGGUUCUUUUUUAUAUGUUGUGUGUGAUAUGUGGUAGUUGUGAAUUUGACUUGGGAUUUGUGAGGAUCACUGUUAUGAUAUGAGGCCUUUGAUGGAGUAUGUUUUACUGCUCGUGAUUGGCUCCGCAGCAGCUGAACUGGAAUGGAAGUUCACAAAAUUUCCUGAGCCUGUGACAGCGCCGGUUGGCGAUGUAGUGACAUUUGAGUGCGCAGUGAAUGUGCCAGGCGAGCGGCUGGCGUGGCGAUGGCGGCCCGACCGGCCUGGGGAGACCUGGGUUGAUGCUGAGGGCAUCAGCGACAGAGACAAGAUCACCACGAGGCUGCUGGUAGAUAUUAAAGAAGGCGCAGAGAACGCGCUAUAUCAGUGCGUCGUCUGGUACGGCGCCAUCAGCCUCGCCUCGGACCCGGCUCGGCUGACCAUCGCGCGGAUAGACCUCAGUCACAACUCGCGCGAGACCAGAGUUAUCACAGCCCCGCUGCACAACGCUGUGGUGCUGCACUGCAAGGAGCCGCUGUCGGAACCGCCGGCGGAGCUGAGCUGGUGGAAGGAAGUCCAGGGAGUGCGACAGCCAGUGGAGACUCCUCACGGCGUCCUCGUCCUCCACAACGCGACGAGUGCGGACACCGGGACGUACGGCUGCACGGCGACCAACAACCUGAGCGACGAGCGCGUCGACCUCCCGGAGAGGACGUAUCUGCGGGUGCAGCACGAGGGUCACGGAGAGUACAGGUUUCUUGAAUCAGAAGACUACGUCGGUGAGGUCAUCGAUGGGAUCCUAACGGUGCCCGUCCGACCGAAGGACGCGCUGCGCCUGUGGUGCGGCGCCGUGGGCUCCCCACCGCCUAAAGUCACGUGGUACAGGGGCACUGAGAAAUGGAACGGUUUCAGACGCGGCCACGACUUGGUAGUCCAGCCUUUCACUGCAGAAGACGAGGGCAUAUAUUCGUGCUCUGUUAACGGCAACGGCAUUCGCCGCUCGUGGCGUGUUCUGGCGCUCCAGCCGCCAUAUUGGGAGGGCGUGGCGUCCGGCGUGAACGCCAGCGAAGGCACGCCGGCGCGCGUGGCGUGCGGCACGCCGGUUGGCCAGCCCCCGCCUCAGGUGCACUGGAUGUUAAACGCUGAGCCUGUCAUUGGGAAAGGCGUAAAGGCACAAGGUUCGGAGCUGCGUUUCGCCCGCGUGGAGAAGAAGCACGCAGGCGCGCUGCAAUGUUUCGCGUGCAACGCGCUCGGCUGCGCGCACGACGCGGUGCUGCUUACGGUCGUGCCUGUACAGAUCUCACAGGAAUACUCAGCGGACAGCGCGAAGGCAGCACAUAUUGCAUACCAGCAGCCAAAAAACAAACACAACAAUCGAAAGAAUCCUAAGAAAAAAGCCAAAAUGGUGCCACCUUCGCGACCGACUGUGACGCGCAUGUCAGACGAAAGCGUCAUGGUAUCCUGGUCCAACUCCAGCUCCGGGAUGCCGAUACGGAUCUUCAAGGUCCAAUACCGGGAAGUGACGAACUCGAGCAACGGGCCGUGGCACACCGCGAACUCCGACAUACCGCCCUACAUACACUCAUUCGAAGUGGAUGGCCUCAUCCCUGACAGAUAUUAUAAAUUCCGCAUAGCAGCCGUAUACUCAAACCAGGACAACACCCAGGGUCGGAGUAGUCCCCGUUUCUACUUACAAAGAGGAGGCAUAGAAGGCCCACGGGCCCCGGACCUCAUUGCGGCUGAGCCUGUGUCUCCAAGCAGUGUGAGACUUAACUGGACGUGGUCGAGCGGCGGUGGAGUAGAAGCGGAAGGUUUCUACGUGUACUACCGCGCUGUAUCCUCCGCGGGCAAAUACGAGAAGGUGACGGUGGAGGGGGGCGCCACUCGCGUUGCCAUCCUCGGACAUCUGGCCCCCGACACGGCUUACGAGUGGAAGCUACAGAGCUACACAGCUCAAGCGCCGUCAGAGUUUAGCAAAAUACUUGUCGCAAAAACCCUGCCCAACCCGAGUGUAACGAGCACAACUACGGAGCGGCAGACGGAAGACCUGAAGUCAGGUGGCAAGGCGCCAGCGGCGCUGGUCACCGCCGGCGGCGCCAUUGGCGCUACUGCGCUCCUUGUCAUCCUGGUCGUCACCUUGCUUUUGUGUAGGAGGGCGAGGCGGCUACCUGCUAACAAAGAGAAAGGCUCCGGGCCUGAAAGUGGAGGCGCUAACGGUUACAUACCCGCCAAGGUGCCGAUCACUAUCACCGCCAACCCGAUGCACGCUGAGAGCGGCGAUGGAAGCGUAGAAAUGUCGUUCCUACACAACAACAACUGCGGCAACACGGCGGGCACCGACGACACUCUGCCGCGGACGCGGAAAACAGUCCCCUCGCGGCAAUACGUGUGAUUUCAACUGGACAGUAUACGCGCAGGGUACAAAUUUAAAAACUCACUGUUGACAGCAGGGAGCCACACUCUCGCUGCAAUAUUGAGAAAUCGGAAAUGAAACUUAUAUGAAAUUAACUCGCAGGGUCGAAAUUUGGAAAUUUUACUGCUCAGUUGUAAACCUAAGUAUUAUUAAACAAAUGACUCUCAGUGAUGGGUGAUUAGAAAUGGACUUUACUUCUAUACGCAUGCGUACAUUUUGUAUUGUUGCCUUAUGAGAAAAAUCUACCAUUUUGGAUGCUCGUAACACGAGAUGUUUAUACACGGUGAAAUAAAAAGGACCGUUCAAAUUUUGCAUAGUGACUUUUGAAGUCAUAAUGAACAACUUUUAUUAUGAGACCAAUGCUGAAAUCGCGAAUAAAUAUUAGGCUGUUCCAUAGAAAUGAGCGGCAUCGUGACAGUCGAAAUUAAUGAUACUUACAGCUAAAUUUCUUUUCGCGAUUUCAGAAUUGGUCCCAUAAUAAAAGUUGUUCAUUGUGACCUCAAAAGUCACUAUGCAAAGUUUGAAAGGUCCUUUUUAUUUCAGCCUGUAUAACUAACUUAAUUUUUCACACACGGUUGAAAAUUGAAAUUUCAAUCUUAUGACUGUUGCUUUAGUAGAAAAUUUUCUACUAAUUUCAACUUCAUUGACAUGACUCAGACUUCAAAUUGUAAGUAUUCAAAUGGUCGAAAUUUGUCAGUUUUGGUUUUGAUUGUUAGGAUUUGAUGUGAUAUCAAAUUCUUUCUUUUUCAGACUUAAGAGAGUACAACAUUAUAUUUAAUUAAAAAAAUAGUGUAGGCUGCGACUGUUAUAAUAAGAUUUCCAUCUUAUUUUAACUAUGAAUGGAAUUUCGGAAAGAAACGAUUACUGUAUUCAUAUAAUUAUAUCAGUUUACCUAAUUACGAAUAUUUUUACAAUGUUUAAAAGUAAAUCGAAAUUCAGUAUAUACGUUAAGCUUAAAGAAUAACUCACGUAACUCACGUUACACAGGGCAGGGUCCGGGCCGAAACUUUUGGCGCCUUGUUUUCUAUUGUAUAGCAUCAUGUGAUCAAAUGUCACAGAAAAUUAAGGCCUUUGCCCGAUCUAACGUGGGUCCUUCUUAUAUAAAUCCUUUUUAAAUUAUAUUCUUAAAUGAUACUACAAAAAUCGUUGAUAGAAAUGUUAAAUUCCGUCUAGUUUAAUAAAUUUUUAGAAAUUGCUAAACUUGAAAUAGUUGAUAUUCAUUCUUGAGGUAUUCUUUUUCCGUAUUUUUGUAAAUUUUGUUACAUUUAAUCCCGUUUAGUGGAAUUCGUUCUAACUCUUGUUGAAAAAUAUUUUAAAAUCUAAGUACAAGUAUAUUAUUUUUAUCCUUAAACAGCGGACGCGGAGGUUUAAAAUUUAAUAAAACAAAAUUUAAUCUGGUUUCGCUGUAAUAAAUGUUAGGUUAGUUUAAGCGGGUUGACGCAGAAUACACUGAACGUGUUCAAAAUUGAUUUCAAAAUAUAGGUUCCGAAAGUUGUAGGUUAAUGUAAUUUCAAGUUUGCCACGGGGCACAUAAUAUCUACUGUUGUAAUAUUGUUCGAAUCUAUCGCGUUUAUGACGACACUGAAACUAAAUUAUUAUUGUUAAUCGUUAAUUGUCAUAAGACACAAUACAUAAUGUAAUUGCAUAACAAAAUUGCCACCCACGAAUCAGUGUUUGGCAGUAAUCUGAGUAAAAGCUGCUAAAAAUAUAUCACACCAAAACAACACUAUUAUUAUGUAUAAUCUUACUAAAUUGUCUGCUACUCAAUAAUAACCUCACGAUUGAACCAAUUUUCUUUAAUACGAGCCUUUAAAGAAUAUUUACAUUACACUCAUUAAUGUCUUCGAAACAUUGACUUUUUAAGCUAAUUUUACUCUAAAUCGUUUGUAAUUUUUCGUAGGUACGACUCUACAUGAAAAAAUGUGUUCCAAUUUUGGAUGAAAUUUGCCUCAUCGAAAAUAGUCUCUCUAGGUAGCAUUGCUUAUACAUAGGGCAAAAUAUUGGCUAACCGACGUGUCUAUAAGGCGUUCCGCUAUUUUCAUUAUGUAUUAUGUAGAGACGAUGCACGCUAAGCCUUAAACAUUAAAAUAAUUAAACUUCGAAGACGCUAGCCUUAGGAGUAUAGGAUAAAAGGACCGUUUUAUGCCUCCUACUAACUAUUAGCAAGAACAAGAAAUGAGUUUGUUCCGCAAGAGCUAUGAAAAGCCGCGCACCGAAGUUUAACUUUACUAUAUGAGUUCGGAACUAUGUUGAGAGGAGUUCUUGUGUAAAGCCAGUAUUAAGUGACCUACACAGGAUUCGUUUCUACUAAUAGGUACAGAACUAUUAUUGUAAGAACGUUUUCAUAUUAUUACGAUCUGAUAUCGGAAGUCCGUUAAGAUCAAAGGGGGUGUACCCCCUGAAACUGGGUAUUUAUCGUAUAAGUUUAUGUAAACGUUUUUUGUCAUGCAUGUUGACAUUAAUGCAAAUUACACGAUUUUAUACAUUUUAGGCAUAACUGUUUGAUAUUAUUAUUAUUUGGUUAUUGUAAAAAUAGGAGCGGAGUUUAAAUUAUAGGUAAAUGAUGUAACUCCGACAUUCAAUGUCGGAGUCGGAUCGAAUAAUGUGUAAAGGUUUAUAGUAUAUCUCGCCAGCGCUCGCUUCGCGUUCGUUACAUUAUCAGGAAAGUGUUUAAGUUCCGUAAGUACCUAAUAAAAGUAUAACGCUAUCGUCGAACUUUUCCAGACGGUUAGCAAUGAUUUUUGGGUCCCUUGAACUUAAUUAUGUCCGCUGGAAAUGUGUGCAUAAAUGUCAGUUCAAUCUGUAAAAUGACAGUGUGCCAUUUUCUAUCUCGCUAUUACACUUCUUUAGGUAUUUUGUACUUUUAUAUUUGAGCACUUUUAUUAUGGGUCCUGCGACGUGACACAUUUUUCUUCAUAUAAUCUUGUAAGGACAUCUUGUCACACCAAUGCGUUUAGAGCUCUUUAUUAAAUUCGAAUUAUUAUUAAUUAAUUACUGAUAACCAAGGGUAUAACGGAAAAUAACAAUGAACGGAAACGAAAACACAAAUAUCGCACACAAAUUACGGCAAAAUCGUAUUAAGUAUUAAAAUAAUAAUAUUCAUUCAAUAUGAUUCACAUAAGGUAAUAGGUACGAGAAUAUUAUAUUCAAUACAAAUAAGCGAAAUUACACGUUCUUUGAAUCGAACGGACUGCAGUGAAGUCGAUUAUUAACAGAACCAAACGUUACCCGAUAAACAACCCAUUGAAUGGUUUGUUUUCGGUUUUAUAAAUACCUAAAAGUACAAAGUACCUACAAUGAAAGACAAACAAUACUUAGACCAUGUUGCUGGGUUUAUAGUUCAUAGCGAGAAAGUCGCGAAAGUUUAGAAUGAUUCACGGUUAUUUUAAUAAGACUUAUAUAUACCGUGAUUACCUUGAUUACGAAAUUCCGUGAUUACAGGGGUCAGUCACGAUUUUAUGGCAUGUUCCAUUUAUUCUCGAUGCAAGUUUUAGUGAUAAUCAAUCCCUAAAUAAGUGUACUUUCCCGAUAUACAUAUGCAUAGAUCUUUUUAUUUGCAGCUAUAGUUCAAAUAAACACUCAAUGAAGUCGUGACUCACGUUACUUUUACGUUGAUUCACCCGUAAAAACAUCGCACUAACACGCAAAAGUCGCGAAAUGUUUGUAAUUUUUGGUACAAGUCAGUGUUGCCAGACGGAAUCUGAAGUAUACAGUAGAAAAAUGAAUAAAAAACCAGUAGAUCGGGAAAAAAAGCAGUAGACUACAAAAUAUAGUGAAAAAGAAUGAAAGAAAAAUUAUACUGUGACACGAACACGGUCCUGGAACUAUUUUAGACUUCUCGCGAUUUCAAAUUCAUGAAGAUUGGCGUUGAUA
This is a messenger RNA of Leguminivora glycinivorella, 6398 nucleotides long. RefSeq names its product interference hedgehog (gene boi). Gene Ontology annotation, biological process: cell-cell adhesion; axon guidance. The coding region runs from base 216 to 2504 and encodes 762 amino acids. The record is from RefSeq and is a predicted model, not a curated record. Gene Ontology annotation, cellular component: plasma membrane; axon. NCBI's taxonomy places the organism in Eukaryota, Metazoa, Arthropoda, Insecta, Lepidoptera, Tortricidae. Gene Ontology annotation, molecular function: protein binding. The transcript is spliced from 17 exons.